This is a messenger RNA of Condylura cristata (star-nosed mole), 618 nucleotides long. It is a transcript of the gene CBLN3, whose product is annotated as cerebellin 3 precursor. The transcript has 3 exons. Gene Ontology annotation, molecular function: protein binding. The coding region runs from base 1 to 618 and encodes 205 amino acids. Lineage: Eukaryota; Metazoa; Chordata; Mammalia; Eulipotyphla; Talpidae. The record is from RefSeq and is a predicted model, not a curated record.
AUGCUGACUGCUGAGAGACACUGGCCACCGGGCCCCUCAGCCUCCCCGCUCCUGACCUUGGCCCUGACAUUUCUGGUCCUGGGAACCGGGUGGGCCCAGGAGGGGGCAGACCCUGUCCUCCUGGAAGGUGAGUGCCUGGUGGUCUGUGAGCCUGGCCGAGCUGCUGCAGGAGGACCUGGGGGGGCUGCUCUGGGGGAGGCGCCCCCUGGAAGAGUGGCAUUUGCUGCAGUCCGAAGCCACCACCAUGAGCCUGCAGGGGAAAUCAGCAAUGGCACCAGUGGGGCCAUCUACUUCGACCAGGUCCUGGUGAAUGAGGGUGGUGGCUUUGACCGGGCCUCAGGCUCCUUCGUGGCACCUGUCCGGGGAGUCUACAGCUUCCGUUUCCACGUGGUGAAGGUGUACAACCGCCAGACUGUCCAGGUGAGCUUGAUGCUGAACACAUGGCCUGUCAUCUCAGCCUUUGCCAACGACCCUGAUGUGACCCGGGAGGCGGCCACCAGUUCUGUGCUACUGCCCCUGGACCCUGGGGACCGGGUGUCCCUGCGCCUUCGUCGGGGGAAUCUUCUUGGUGGCUGGAAGUAUUCAAGCUUCUCUGGGUUCCUCAUCUUCCCACUCUGA